GCUGAAGGUGCAAGUUAGGACACAUCUUAAGGAUUAUUUUGAGGCCUUUCAUGCCACGACGGACAGUCAGACCUCCGAUAGAGGGGGAAAAAAACAACACAAACAAAACACAAAGUCGGGUCGGAUUUUUUGCUCGGAAACUCGUGCGGAAGUCUUGUGUCCUGCUCGAGGAGGUGAAAUGAGGUGAACUACUCAGAGGAGGAGGGAGUGGAGACAGACCCUUUCAAGAUGAGUUUCCCUAAGGAGCCACCAGGGGGGGCUACUGAGCAAACCUGGCGAGAAGAGAACAUGUUAAAAGACUCUUUGAAAAGGGAUUUCCCUGAGGAGCAGCCAGGGGUAGUUACUGAGCAAACUUGGGGAGAAGACAACAUGUUAAAAGACUCUUUAAAAAGGGGGUUCCUUAAGGAGCAGCCAGGGGGUGCUAACGAGCAAGUCUGGACUAAAGGAGCAUUUGGUCCAGAGGAUAUGAGCUCUCGGGUGCCUGGUGGGGGGAGUGUCCAGAAGUUUGCUGCCAGCCCCCAGCUGAGGGAUCCUCCAGGUGAACCAGAGGAGCCGGACAGGUUAAAAAGGCCUCGCUCUCCUGUACCCAGUGUGAUAUCCAUGAGGAGUGACAAGUCAAGGGAUAGACCAUUGGAUUUCAAAGGACAAGAGGUGUCAGCUGAGCAGGUGCUGUGUGAUGUUUGUCUAAGUCCAGCGGUGAAGAGCUGCCUGACCUGCAUGGACUCCUACUGUAUGAGCUGCAUCAGACCGCACUACUGUGAUCCAGACCUGCAGAGACACCAGCUGCAGGACCUCCAGCUACACGGGCAUGAUGCCACUGGGCAGGAUCCCCAAGGAAUACACCACAAGCCAUCUAUCAACAAAGAAUAUGUUCCUCCACCUGGACAGAUCCGGUUCCCCUCAGUGACACCAGACUCAGUUACUGUCAGCUGGUCACCACCAGAGGGAGCUCCUAGACCCCACAGCUACAGGGUGAGCUGGAGACGAGGCCUGAAGCAACGCAGUCUCACAGUGAAACGCUUGAAGGUGCAGGUGACAGGGCUACUUCCAGGACAGAAGUACCACUUUACUGUGGCCACCCUCAGAGAAGAUGGCUGCCAGAGCACAUGCGUGGAGAGAUCUGUUCAGACAGAAAUACCUGCGCCAGAGAAUCUCUGUGUGGACCUUCAGACAACACCGGCCUCUGUGAGGUGGACAAAGCCAGCCGGAGUGGACAACGUGUCUUACCUUCUGGACCUGCUCAGAGACGAGGAAUGUCUGAACACAGUUCACACAGACAGUGUUGAGUUCCUCCUGACUGGCCUGCAGCUGGACACAGAGUACACCGUUAGUGUGUCCACUAUACUGGAUGGUCAUGAUGGUCAGAGCCAACCGGUCUCAAAGAGAUUUACAAAUGGCCUGAGAGAGCGCUCCGAUGGUCUCCGGAUAGUGCUGCUGGGGAAGACUGGAGUUGGGAAGAGCUCGACAGGAAACACCAUCUUAGGCAGAGAAGCGUUCAAAGCAAAAGCAUCUGCUGAAUCAGUCACUAGCACGUGUCAGAGACAUUCAGCUGAAGUCUGUGGAAGGCAGAUUACUGUGAUUGACACUCCAGGGUUGUUUGAUACUGAUCUUGAUAAUAAGGACAUCCAGAAAGAAAUCACAAACUGCAUCUCACUGGUGCUGCCAGGUCCACAUGUGUUCCUCUUGCUGAUACAAGUGGGGCGAUUUACUGCAGAAGAGAGACAAGCAGUAGACAUCAUUCAAAGCACGUUUGGUGAAAACUCCAUAAAGUACACUAUAGUGCUCUUCACCAGAGGAGAUGAUCUGAAGAAUACACCCAUGGAAGAGUUCCUGGGAAAGCCUGGAUCUUCUCUUAUGAUCCUUACUGAACAAUGUGGUAAUAGAUACCAUGUGCUCAACAACAACGAGACCAAAGACCGUGCUCAGGUUUCUGCUCUCCUGGAUAAGAUCGACUACAUGGUGGCAGUGAAUGGAGGAGGUUAUUACACUAGUAGGAUGUUCCAGCAGGUGGAGAAGGCUCUCCAAGAAGAGAGAGAGAUGAAGAUGAAGGAGAGAGAGGAGGAACUGAUUAGAGAAAAGGAGGACAUGAGAAAGGAGAAGGAAGAUCUUCAGGCCAAAUAUAAAGACAAAAUGGAGAGAAUGAAGCAGACAAUGGAACAGGAAAGAAAGAAUGCAGAUGAAGAGAAAAGAAGAAGAGAAGAAGAGUUCAGGGAAAGAGAGCAGCGAUUUAAAACAGAAAUGAAAGAGAAAGAAGAGCAGAAGGAAAAGAUGCAAAUAGAAAGAGCAAGAGAACGAGAGGAAUGGGAGAAACAGAAUCAACAGGAACGGAAGAAAAGAGAUGAAGAAGAGAAGAGGAGAAAGGAAGAGGAACACAGUUGGAGUGAACGUUACGAGAAACUUAAUAAAGACAAGGAGAGAAUACAGCUGGAGAGAGGAAAACUUGAGAGAGAGAAAAAAGACCUGCAAGUGAAUUAUAGAGCAGAGAUAGAGAGAAUUGAACAAGAAAGACAAACUCAAGAGAGAGAGGCCAUACAGAGAGAGGAUGGAUUUAAAAAGAGAGAGCAACAGCUCAAAAUAGACAUUAAACAAAAGGAGGAACAGGAGAGAAAGAAGAGUGAGGAAAGGAAAAGAGAGCAAGAAGAAUGGAAGAAGAACAUAGAGGAAGAGAGAAAGAAACUGGAAGCCCAACACAAAGGAGAGAUGGAGAAACUGAAGAAGACUCUGGAGGAAGAACGACAACGUGAGGAGAGAGAGAGGAGGAGGGAGGAGGAGUGCAUUGCAAAACAAGAGAUCCGUAAAGAAAUAUAUUUUGUGGAUGCAUCUACAAUAAUCGUGGACUACAGUAACUGCAUUGGAAGAGGAUCAUAUGGAGCAGUUUACACAGGCUCAUACCAGGGAACUACUGUUGCUGUGAAGAUCAUGCCCAUUCGACACAGUUCAGUCAUCACAAAUGAGUUUCUCAUACCAUUGCGUUUGUCCCACCCCCACAUUGUGCGGAUGAUGGCUGUGGCCAGAAGUGAGACACAGAUCCUCAUUGCUAAUCAGUACAUCCAUGGAGCCAACUUGCAGCAGGUCCUUUGGAGAGACCCUCCCAGUAAGUUGCAGUAUGAGGAUAAGCUGUUUGUGGCUUUAGAGAUCGCUAUGGCUGUUGAGUACAUACAUGGAAAACAGAUCAUCCACCAAGAUCUGAAGCCAGCAAACAUAAUGAUUACAGCCGAUAGCAGAAAGGCCUAUCUCACGGACUGGGGCAUGGCCAACUGGCAGGAGACCAUGUCAAUGAGCACAGGAAGUGACCUAGGGGCCCAGUGUGGUCCAAUCGGGGGAACCCCCCCCUACAUGGCCCCCGAGUGCCUGGUGAACUGUGAGAACUGCAGCACCUCCUCCGACAUGUGGUCUCUGGGCAUCACUCUUCUGGAGAUGUUCACCAACUCUAAGCCCUGGACAUACAGCAGAGUUCAGGAGCUCCGCAGGUUUCUCUAUGAUCAACAGGCUCCACAUGCACUGGCUAAACUGCAGCCUCAGAUGGCUGGCGUCAUAACACCUCUGCUGGACUAUAAACCUGUAUCACGCAUGAGAGCCAAAGAUCUGGUGACACUGCUGAAGUCUAAAGUUGAUCUCACCAAAAGAUAUGGGUGCAGUUGGUAAAGUCAAGUCAAGUCAAGUCAAGUUUAUUUGUUUCAUACACAGAGGCAAUUCAAUGUGCUUUACAUAAACAAAAACCAAACAGUAAUAGCAGCAUAUAUGGGCAAAGAGUAAUAGUAAUAAUAAUAAUAAUAAUAGUAGUAGUAAUAAUAAUAAUAAUAAUAAUAAAAUGAUUAUAAUAGAAAAUAAAAAGAAAGCAUAAAUCAAGAUAAAAUCAAUAAAGAAAUGUGGACCCAUGACAUUUUGGAAUCUAACAAAGCAGCACGUGCCUUGUAAAAUUCACAUAUUUGCUGUGUGCACCACUUGUUUUUGCAUGUUUUCUACAUGGGAAGCACUUGCUUACCUCUUGAUGUUUUACAUUGAUGGCAGUCACCGGGUGGCUUUACAUUACAAACA
Messenger RNA from Sardina pilchardus (European sardine), 4038 nucleotides. RefSeq lists its product as uncharacterized. The record is from RefSeq and is a predicted model, not a curated record. Gene Ontology annotation, biological process: protein phosphorylation. The coding region runs from base 229 to 3645 and encodes 1138 amino acids. The transcript has 14 exons. NCBI's taxonomy places the organism in Eukaryota, Metazoa, Chordata, Actinopteri, Clupeiformes, Clupeidae. Gene Ontology annotation, molecular function: GTP binding; protein kinase activity; protein binding.